AUGGAGAAAAGCAGACCACACACCAAACUUGGUGCCGCUUUCUCCAGAGGUGCCGCCACCAGAACAUCUGAGGGGAAUCAUCCAACAGCUCUUCCCAUGCGACUGGACGCAGUCACGGGUGACGAGCGUCUUCCUGCGCACGAGCAGUUGCAGGAAAUGCUGCGAGGGAAACUGCGCAUUCAGCAGGCCGACAGCGCUCAACUCGGCGCUCUCUUGAUGGAGUUGUCGUGUAACCUUGUCGCCGUUGAUAGCGAAGACCAAGUGGUUUUUGUCACCUUCAAAACAUUGGAGGAAGUCUGGAAGUUCACAACGUAUUACACGCUGGGUCUGCUCGGUCAUUUCAUGGAACAUCUGAUGUUCGACCAAAAGAUGUGGCUCAUCUCCAUGGAAAAGCAUCUUGGAAUCCAGGUUUCUAUUCCGGAGGACACGCUUCAAGUUCUCUACAUGUGCGUUCUCACGGAAGAAGCGUCGCUGUUUGCACGCUGCGCGACCGGCCAGGUGUUUGACAGCUGCACCUCCGGAGGCGACCUGUACCUAGAGCGGGGCGACGUGGCACUCUUCGAGCCCCCAUUCCUCGACUCGGGUUGGACCGUUCUCCGCCUGGCCGACGGGGUCAGAGGCACCGCGCCUGAACCUGCGCUGGAACCCCUCGUACCUUUUCACCAGUGGUUUCUCAAGUCUUGUUCAGAGAACGUUUUGGUGGGUGAUGGCAAACCGACACGUGACCUCCGUUUGCACUUUGCCACAGGAACAUGCAUGGUGACGACGCAGUACGACGCAGAAGGUCCGGACGAGCUAAGCGUGGUACCCGGCGAUUGCAUCACCAUCGCUGGACGAUUGGUGUCCUGUCACGACUGGUUCUUGGGCGUGAAGGAGGAAACGGAGGAAGCGGGUCUUGUGAGGACAAGCCUGGUGGAACUAUCUAGUGACACCUAUGAUUCUGAAGAUGUUCUUCUCAACGAGGAAGAAAUGAGCUGCAUCAUGCUGCAAGAGGACAACGUCACGGAGGAAAUGAUGACCUUCCUCCAGAGGAUAAUCCAAAGUCAUACUGGACACAAGUACAAACUAGAUUUGUUUGGUCUUCAAGAAUCUGAGAGGAGUCAUUCCAGUGAACCUUGGACGACACUUGAACCUGACGCCAAAGAAAAUACAGAGGAACUUCUUGAUGGAGAAAAGCAUCCACCUGAGAGUGUCUACCAAGAGACCCAGGAGGAUGCUACUGAUCCUGUCGCUCGCCAACUCGUUCCUCAUAUCGACUUUCAUCCGGCUGAAGAAAGACAAAACGGAGAGAACGAGUCUUUGCUGAUGUCUUUUUUAGAAGAACGGGAUUUCAAAGAUCAGUUCAGAGUCCUUUACACGCAAAGUCCUGAACUUCUGUCCUCGACGGUCUUCUGUAGUCGCUGGCACGAGGACGAUUUGAUUUCCUUUUUGUCCGUCGCUAGGGAAACUGCUCGGAAGAAGCGGUUCUUGUGGGCCCAGACUCGUUUGUGCUUUCUCUUGGGCAAGUUCUGCGCGGCCCAGACCAAAUUUAGCCAGGCCCGCGUUUAUUUUGAAGAGGCUCUGGGCGUGCCUCGAGAAAUUUUUCACGAUCUCAGGCUGCUGGCCAGCAUUUACUCCAACCUGGCCGCUAUUUAUCUUUUACAGAAGAACACUGAGAGCUUCUUCGGUCUGGCUGAGCGACUCGCGGCCUUGUUAAUGGGAACGCCGUACUGUCUGGAAUGCGUGAAGGAAAGUUCAGUUCUAGAAUACGCCCUCAAGAAAGCAAUUCUGUCUCAAAACGCAAUGGCUGAGGCCCGAGCAUGUUGUCUUCUGGCAACGCACCAUUGGACUUGUAAAGAACGCGGAAAAGUCAUCCCCUACCUCGAGAGGUUCCUUGUUCUUUACGCUGGAGCUGAGGGAAAGGUCUCCUCCAGUGGAGUACAUCUAACCCUGGGGAGGCUGUUUAGGGAAAUGGGUCUACCUUAUCUGAGUAUUUGCUCAGCCGGAAGAGCAUCGUGGCAUCCUUCUGCGACGCUGACGCACAGCCUUAGCAGCCUUCUUCUCGUUUCGGACCACACCGUGGAGAAGAACUCUUUCCCGGCGCACUUGGCUCCGUAUUUACACCGCUGCCUUUCUUUGACCGACAGCCAAGCAGCGUCAUGCCUAAGAACACAUUUAGCGCUGAAGCACCAGCUGACAGUUUGUCUUUCACGGCUCUUUUACCGGCACGGGAUGAUCGACCACGCCAUCAGACUAAUGCGCGAUCUGGUGGACGACGCUCUUCUGCCGAACGAUGUGGCAGAACGGAAGAGUGCCCUCAUCUGGCUGGCGUGGCUCCACAUCCAUGACGGUCGACCAAGCACCGGGCUUCACAUCUUGGAGUCGGUCUUGGCUGAACUGCCGGAGCACUGCACCACGCCGCUGGAAGGGCUGGUGCUCAAUAUGCGUGGCGUGGCUCUCAGGUGCACAGGGGACCUUCGCAGGGCGGCGCAGAGCUACAGAGCCGCAGAAGACGUCUGCAGGGAGUACCAGGACAUACCAAAUUGGGCGAUUGUUCACGCAAAUCUCGGCCUGCUGUGCCUCAAGGCUGGAGCGAAGGGGCUAGCGCAGAAGCACCUGAUGGAGUCGGUGCAGCUCUUCUCAGCACGAGCCGAAGGCCACGAGACGAGCUUCAUCGCCGUGCUGCUAGAACUGGGGCGACACUGCGUGAACGAGCGACGGAUGCAUCACGCAAAAGGAUGCUACGAGUGGGCUUUGCUACUGGCCAUCAACUCCAACCUCGACGAGUGCCAACUGACUGCGCUCAGAUGUCUGUGCCAACUGUACGAGCGGGAAAGUCCCGACCGGGUCUGCCGUCUCAUCUACGGCCUGCACCAGGUCCGUCUGCUUCAAGGUACGCCAGACCGGGAACAGGAGGGUGAAGCACUGGAGGCCAUUAGCCAGCUCUUCCUCUCGCUGGCCACACACAGAGCCUACCGCACCGCUCUGGAGCACACCAAGAGCAGUCUUGCGAUUUUCAUCGAUCUGGGCCGCAGAGAGAAGGAAGCGUACGGGUGGUUGCGGGCCGCCAAGAUCUACCACCUCCUUGGCCAAGUGGAACUAGUGGACCUUUACGUACAGGCAGCUCAAGACGUCGCUCUGAGCACCGGAGACACCAAGUUCAUCUUGGAGCUCCUCGAAGCUGCCGGAGACAUCUUCUUUGACAGCGGACACCAUCAAGACAAGGCGGUUGUCUAUUACAGGGAUCGCGCGCUUCCCAUUGCGAUGAGAAGUGGCGCCGCAUACAGCCGGCUGAGGUUGUGCAACAAGCUGACGGAAGUCCUGCUCGCUCUCCGACUCUACGCAGAAGGUGUGGCGUUCGCGCACACCGCGCUGGAAAUUAGCAUCACCUUGGGCGAGCGCCUGAACGAGCGAGUAGCCCACCACCGUCUGGCGUCGGCGUACCAGCGUUUGGGCCAGUGGGAGCUGGCCGAGCACUAUUUCCUCAAAACUUUGAGCCUCUGCCCGGCUCCUCUGCAGUUCGACGAGGAAGCGCUCUACUACAUGAGAGUCUAUCGGACCCUCGGGGACAUCCUCUUCUACAAUCUUAAGGAGCCGUUCGACGCUGCGGGCUACUACCACUUGGCGUUGGCGGCAGCCAUGGACGUGGGCAGCAAAAAGUGGCAACUGCUACUGUGCACCCGCCUCGCCGCCCUGUACCACAACUUCCUGCUGGACCGCCACCUCUCACUCUUCUUUUACAAGAAGUCCAGAAGCCUGGCCGCGGAACUCAACGCCAGGAGGGGCAACGUGGCGGCAAGUGGCGCCAAUGGUUACUAG
Nerophis lumbriciformis (worm pipefish) is the source of this 3798-nucleotide messenger RNA. NCBI's taxonomy places the organism in Eukaryota, Metazoa, Chordata, Actinopteri, Syngnathiformes, Syngnathidae. The record is from RefSeq and is a predicted model, not a curated record.